Cheilinus undulatus (humphead wrasse) is the source of this 2927-nucleotide messenger RNA. RefSeq names its product hydroxyacyl-CoA dehydrogenase trifunctional multienzyme complex subunit alpha b (gene hadhab). Gene Ontology annotation, molecular function: long-chain (3S)-3-hydroxyacyl-CoA dehydrogenase (NAD+) activity; enoyl-CoA hydratase activity; NAD+ binding. Gene Ontology annotation, biological process: fatty acid beta-oxidation. NCBI's taxonomy places the organism in Eukaryota, Metazoa, Chordata, Actinopteri, Labriformes, Labridae. The record is from RefSeq and is a predicted model, not a curated record. Bases 72 to 2363 code for a protein of 763 amino acids. The transcript is spliced from 20 exons. Gene Ontology annotation, cellular component: mitochondrial fatty acid beta-oxidation multienzyme complex; mitochondrion.
CUAUGAUAGGAUCCUGCUGACAGCGGGCUAAGUUAGCUAGCUUCACUCCACGGACUGACCUCUGCUCUAACAUGGCUGGUGUUCGAGCUCUUGGAGUUCUAUCCAGGUUAACACCGAAGAGAUACGCUGUUCUAACAGGCUGUAACUUCCGCACCUUCUCAGUGGCUCCAGCCAUGCAAGCGCGAACCCAUGUGAACUAUGAAGUCAAGGACAGUGUUGCGGUGAUACGGAUGAACGCUCCAAACUCUAAGGUCAACACACUGUCCAUCCAAAUGCAGAAUGAGCUGACAGAAAUAAUGAAUGAAUUGUGGACCAACAGUGCAGUUCAGAGUGCUGUCCUCAUCUCCUCCAAGCCCGGAUGCUUCAUAGCCGGAGCUGAUAUUAAUAUGAUCGAGUCUUGCGGCAGUGCAGAAGAGGUCACCAAACUCAGUCAGGGAGGUCAGAAGAUGUUUGAUCUUGUAGAAAAAUCUCCAAAGCCUGUAGUCGCUGCCAUCAACGGCUCCUGCUUAGGUGGAGGUUUGGAGUUUGCCAUCGCCUGCCAGUACAGAGUCGCAACAAAGAGCAAGAAAACUGUUCUUGGUACUCCUGAGGUGAUGCUGGGUCUUCUACCUGGAGCUGGUGGUACUCAGAGACUCCCUAAAAUGGUCGGUCUUCCCAGUGCCUUUGACAUGAUGCUGACAGGGAGAAACAUCCGGGCGGAUAAAGCCAAAAAGAUGGGGCUUGUAGACCAGCUGGUCGACCCUCUAGGACCUGGUCUGAAGAGUCCUGAGGAGAGAACCAUAGAGUACCUGGAGGAAGUUGCUGUUGAAUGUGCCAAAAGCAUCGUGAACAAGAAGAUCUCUCUACACAAAGAGAAAGGCAUGAUGCAGAAGAUUCAAGACUACAUCAUGAGCUUUGAGCUGGUCCGCAAUCAGAUUUACAAAACGGUCCACGGCAAAGUCAUGAAGCAGAGUAAGGGGCUGUAUCCUGCACCACUGAAGAUCAUUGAAUGUGUAAAAACUGGAGUUGAACAAGGCCCGACAGCAGGAUACCUGGCAGAGUCUCAGAACUUUGGCAACCUGGCUAAAACCACAGAAUCAGGAGCUCUGAUUGGUCUGUACCACGGUCAGGUGGCAUGCAAGAAGAACCGCUUUGGAGUUCCUGAGAAAGAAGUAAAGACUCUAGCCAUCCUGGGAGCAGGUCUGAUGGGGGCAGGUAUCGCUCAGGUGUCUGUGGAUAAGGGCGUCCACACGAUCCUGAAGGACACUACUGAGGCUGGACUGGCCCGGGGACACCAGCAGGUUUACAAAGGGCUAAAUGAUAAAACCAAGAAGAAGAGCAUCACAUCCUUUGAGAGAGACUCUAUUCUGUCUAACCUGACAGCCCAGCUGGACUACAGUGGCUUUGAGAAGGCCGACAUGGUCAUAGAGGCCGUGUUUGAAGACAUUAACAUCAAGCAUGCUGUGCUGAAGGAGGUGGAGGCUGUGGUCUCUCCUCACUGCAUAUUUGCCAGUAACACGUCUGCUCUGCCCAUCAAAGAUAUCGCUGCGGCCAGCAAGAGACCAGACAAGGUGAUUGGAAUGCACUACUUCUCUCCAGUGGAUAAGAUGCAGCUCCUGGAGAUCAUCACCACUGAACAGACGUCGAAAGACACCACAGCCUCUGCAGUGGCAGUCGGCCUGAAGCAGGGCAAAGUCAUCAUUGUUGUUGGGGAUGGUCCAGGCUUUUAUACCACCAGGUGUCUGGCGCCCAUGCUGGCUGAAGCAGUACGGGUUCUUCAGGAAGGAGUUGACCCUAAGAAGUUAGAUGCCCUCACCACUGGCUUUGGUUUCCCUGUGGGCGCGGCCACCCUGGCUGAUGAAGUUGGUAUCGACGUGGCUGCUCAUGUAGCAGAAGACCUCGGCAAAGCUUUCGGCUCCCGCUUUGGUGGAGGAAAUGUGGAGGUCCUGAAGACCAUGGUGGACCUGGGAUUCAAGGGACGUAAAUCAGGGAAGGGCUGCUACGUUUAUCAGCCAGGACUGAAAGUCAAAGAAGUCAACCCAGACAUCGGAGAAAUCCUGGAGAAAUACAGAAUGACUCCAAACCCUGCUGUUUCCUCAGACUCUGACGUCCAGUACCGGCUGAUUUCUCGAUUCGUCAACGAGGCCAUUCUCUGUCUGCAGGAGGGCAUUCUGAACAACCCUCUGGAGGGAGACAUCGGGGCUGUGUUUGGUCUGGGAUUCCCUCCCUGCCUUGGAGGACCGUUCCGGUUCGUGGACACCUUCGGCGCUGACAAGCUGGUCGAGAAGAUGAGGCAGUUUGAGGUAGUCUAUGGGAACCAGUUCACACCAUGCCAACUACUACUGGAUCACGCCAAUGAUCCCAGCAAGAAGUUCCACAAGUGACCGCCCUGCCGCGUGUGCCAGUAGCAGCUCUCAGUAGAAACUCCAGCCUGCCACUAAAAUGUGCCUAGUGUUGAUAUCAGGAGUGGAGGCAAACAUGAGAGUGAGGAUUAUAAAGGACAACGAGCUAAAACUCAGAGUCAGGUAAAGAUCAGAGCAGGUUUAGAGGAGCUUUAAAUAUCAGUGAGGAUGUUAUUGCAGGUACUGCUGAGAUUUAUCAUGUUAAUAUAGAGGUGUUUUCUUUAAACCACUGAUCUAAAUAAGCCUGAACAACACUAUCACCUCCAUAGACCCAGAAUCCUGUUUUAGCUCGCUGUGCCUUCAUAAUAAUCUUUAUUCUGUUUAACGUCUGCUUAAAUAAAGGUGUUUUUGUACUUAACAUUAUUGAUGGUGAAUAAAUAAAGGAGCAGAUGGAGGCUAAUAUUUCACACAUGGAUGUAAAGAUGCUCUAAAUUAAACUGUUUUCAUCUUCAGUGAUUCAUGAAUGUCUUUCUUUUGUACAUGAUGAAUCUGGAUUAAACUCUGAUGUAAAUGUGAAGCCUGAAUAAAGUUUCUUAUUGAAUUAAA